AUGGGUCAGUCUGUGGCUGAUCCGCCCGACGAGCACCCCCCGGAGAAUGGACGGCUCCCCCACAGACCCCGAAGCCACUGCAGUGGCACCGCCCCUGCCCCCCUCGGGUUCCACUACCUCCGCAGGCUGUGCAGGGAGAGGGGAAUCCUCUUCGAAGACCCCGAGUUCAAUGGAACGAGCACUAGAAUACCCAGCAGCAAGCACAGAUCUCAAUGCUCGACUGUCACGUGGAUGCGACCCUACGAAAUUUGUGCAAGACCAAAGUUUGUAUCCGAAAGCACUGCACGUUUUGAUAUCGAGCAAGGAGAACUAGGAGAUUAUAGUCUUGUGGCAGCAGUGUCUUGUCUGACCAUGACACCUCGGUUCCUAGAACGAGUAGUUCCACCAGAUCAGAACUUUCAUCAAGGCUACUGUGGAAUCUUCCGGUUCAGGUUCUGGAGGUUCGGGGACUGGGUGGAGGUGGUCGUCGACGACCGGCUGCCCACAGCGAAAGGAAGACCAUUGUUCCUAAGGUCAACGGAUCCUACAGAAUUCUGGCCUGCCUUGCUCGAAAAAGCCUACGCUAAAUUCUAUUGCGGUUAUGGCAACCUCCAAGGUGGAAAAACUUCUCAAACCUUACAAGAUCUUACUGGAGGAGUAGCACAGAACUUUCGAAUAGCGGACCAUGAGCCUUCAGUUAUGUUCCAAACUGUGAACAGUUGCGUUACUCGUUCAACCCUGCUAGCUGCUAGCAUACAAACGGAUCAGCGUCUACCUGUACGACUACGGAAUGGAUUAGUCACACAACAUGCGUAUAGUAUCACAGGACUUGCUAGGGUACGGACUCGAAGUGGAGAAGUUCCUUUAAUUCGACUGAGGAAUCCUUGGGGCAAAGGAGAAUGGAACGGACCUUGGAGCGAUCGCUCCUGGGAGUGGGACAGUCUUCCAGAGCGAGAUCAAGAACUUCUCAGCUGCAGAAUCAGAAAUGAUGGAGAAUUUUGGAUGUCUUUUGAAGACUUUCUUCGAAACUUCACAUUCCUGGAUCUACUCCACGUGGGGCCUGAUGAUUGGAUGUUAGAGCCCGCCAUGCACAGCAAGAGGCCAUGGAGGGCCGUGCUGGCCCGAAGACGCUGGCGCGUUGGCUUCAACGCUGGAGGCGGCCCGCAGUGCAAAGAUACUACAGCUAUGAAUCCGCAGUUCCGAGUACACAUUGCAAAAAAUGGUGCCAAAAAAUGCCACGUUGUGGUUUCUAUUUUGCAGUAUUACCCUUUAGGAUCUCAAAGCACUGAACAGAGUAAAAAAAUAGCCUUACUGCCUUUGGGAUUUACUGUGUAUGAGGUACCUCCAAACAUGGCUCGUAUCAGUAGUCAUUUUGUUCAGACUCAUCAGCCUUUGGAUAUCAUCGUCCAUUCGCCAAUCAGGGAAGCCGUCAUAUUCUUCACGUUGCCACCCGGAGAUUUCGUUAUUAUGCCUUUCACUGUGCAACCCAACUGUGAGACGAAGUUUCUCUUGAGGAUUUUCACUGACGAAGUCAGCAAUAUAUGGUAA
This is a messenger RNA of Uloborus diversus, 1527 nucleotides long. Its product is annotated as calpain clp-1-like. The record is from RefSeq and is a predicted model, not a curated record. Lineage: Eukaryota; Metazoa; Arthropoda; Arachnida; Araneae; Uloboridae. The coding region runs from base 1 to 1527 and encodes 508 amino acids. Gene Ontology annotation, molecular function: calcium-dependent cysteine-type endopeptidase activity. Gene Ontology annotation, biological process: proteolysis. The transcript is spliced from 9 exons. Gene Ontology annotation, cellular component: cytoplasm.